AGAUUUGAGUUGGUUUCUCUGCGUCUCGGAUCGCUGUACUGGGGCUGACGGAGCGCCUGUCCCUUAUCUGCUUUUUUCCUGUCAAUGGCUUUCAGGACAUAUUUUAUUUGAAUGUCUGGACCUUUAAAGUGACCGAUAAUGGAUAUUCUAUGGAUAUUAUGGACCGUACCGGCCGUAAUAGCUGUUGAAGAAACCCUAAUGGACUCCACUACAGCGACGGCAGAGCUGGGAUGGACAGUCUAUCCAGUGUCAGGGUCCAGCGACAACAGUUGGGAGGAGGUGAGUGGUUAUGAUGAGAACAUGAACACCAUCCGGACGUACCAGGUCUGCAAUGUUUUUGACUCCAACCAGAACAACUGGGUCCGCACCAAGUACAUCCGACGGAGAGGUGCCCAGCGUAUCCAUGUGGAGAUGAAGUUCUCCGUACGGGACUGCAGUAGCAUUCCCAACGUCCCGGGCUCCUGUAAAGAAACUUUUAACCUCUAUUACUAUGAAUCUGACUCGGACAUUGCCACCAGACACUCCCCUCCUUGGAUGGAGAACCCCUGGAUCAAAGUGGACACUAUCGCAGCUGACGAAAGCUUUUCCCAAGUCGACUUAGGAGGCAGGGUGAUGAAGAUAAACACGGAGGUUCGUAGUUUUGGUCCGGUUUCCAAAAACGGCUUCUACCUGGCCUUCCAGGACUACGGCGGGUGUAUGUCACUCAUAGCUGUACGCGUCUUCUACCGAAAGUGCCCUCGGAUCAUCACAAAUGGGGCAUUGUUCCAGGAGACUUUAUCAGGAGCGGAGAGUACAUCCCUGGUGGCGGCGAGAGGUGUCUGCAUCCCGAAUGCAGAGGAGGUGGACGUGCCCAUUAAACUGUACUGCAACGGAGAUGGAGAGUGGAUGGUACCGAUCGGCCGCUGCAUGUGCAAAGCUGGGAACGAGGCUGUCGAGAAUGGGACUGUUUGUCGAGCUUGCCCAUCUGGCUAUUUCAAACCAACCCAAGGAGAUGAGGCAUGCAUGCAGUGUCCCAUCAACAGCCGCACCACCAGCGAAGGCGCCAUGAAUUGUGUUUGCCGCAACGGAUAUUACCGCACUGACUCGGACCCUCUCCAGAUGCCCUGCACUACUGUGCCCUCAGCCCCCCAGAACGUCAUCUCUAGCGUGAAUGAGACCUCUGUGAUGCUGGAGUGGAUGGCUCCCAGGGACUCGGGGGGCCGUGAGGAUGUGGUUUUUAACAUUAUCUGUAAGAGCUGUGGCGGCGGUCGUGGAGGGUGCACCCGCUGUGGGGAUAACGUCCAGUUUGUGCCCCGUCAGCUGGGCCUGACCGACUCCAGGGUCUACAUCAGCGACCUGUUGGCCCACACGCAGUACACCUUUGAAGUCCAAGCUGUCAACGGGGUGUCAGACCAGAGCCCCUACUCCCCUCAGUAUGCCUCAGUCAACAUCACCACGAACCAAGCCGCUCCUUCCACGGUGUCCAUAAUGCAUCAGGUAAGCAGGACAGUGGACAGCAUCACCCUCUCCUGGUCCCAGCCUGACCAGCCCAAUGGAGUCAUCCUGGAUUACGAGCUGCAGUAUUAUGAAAAGGACCAAUCAGAGUACAACGCCACCACAAUCAGGAGCCCGACCAACACGGUGGUCAUCCGCAGUCUCAAGCCAGGGAGCAUAUACGUCUUCCAGGUCCGAGCUCGCACUGUGGCCGGGUUUGGACGCUACAGUGGCAAGCUCUACUUCCAGACCAUGACUGAGGAGGAAUACAACACCAGCAUCCAGGAGAAGUUACCUCUCAUCAUCGGGUCGGCAGCUGCUGGACUGGUCUUCCUGAUCGCUCUGGUGGUGAUUAUCAUUGUCUGCAAUCGGAGGCGUGGCUUCGACAGGGCUGAUUCUGAAUACACGGACAAGCUGCAGCACUAUACCAGCGGCCACAUGUCUCCAGGAAUGAAGAUUUAUAUUGAUCCGUUCACAUAUGAGGACCCCAACGAGGCUGUGCGCGAGUUUGCCAAGGAGAUUGAUAUAUCCUGUGUGAAGAUUGAGCAGGUCAUCGGUGCAGGGGAGUUUGGGGAAGUGUGCAGUGGCAACCUGAAGCUGCCCGGUAAACGAGAACUGUUUGUAGCCAUUAAAACGCUCAAAUCGGGAUACACGGAAAAGCAGAGGCGGGACUUCCUGAGUGAGGCCAGUAUCAUGGGGCAGUUUGAUCAUCCCAAUGUAAUUCGCCUGGAGGGAGUGGUCACCAAGAGCAGCCCCGUCAUGAUCGUUACAGAGUUUAUGGAAAAUGGAUCACUCGACUCCUUCCUUAGACAAAAUGAUGGCCAGUUCACUGUGAUUCAGCUGGUGGGGAUGCUGCGUGGGAUAGCAUCAGGGAUGAAGUACCUGGCUGAUAUGAACUAUGUGCACAGAGACUUAGCCGCUCGUAACAUCCUGGUCAACAGUAACCUGGUGUGCAAAGUGUCAGACUUUGGGCUCUCGCGUUUUCUGGAGGACGACACCUCAGAUCCAACCUACACCAGUGCUCUGGGAGGGAAGAUUCCUAUCCGAUGGACCGCCCCUGAAGCCAUCCAGUACAGGAAGUUCACCUCGGCCAGCGAUGUGUGGAGCUACGGGAUUGUGAUGUGGGAAGUCAUGUCCUACGGAGAGAGGCCAUACUGGGACAUGACCAACCAGGACGUCAUCAAUGCCAUAGAGCAGGACUACCGACUGCCUCCUCCCAUGGAUUGUCCCAGUGCGUUGCACCAGCUCAUGUUGGACUGCUGGCAAAAGGACCGCAACAACCGGCCCAAGUUCAGCCAGAUUGUCAACAACCUGGACAAGAUGAUCCGUAAUCCCAACACCCUGAAGGCCGUGACGCCCCUCUCCUCAGGGGUCCACCUCCCCCUUCUGGACCGGAGUAUCCCAGACUUCUCCAGCUUUAGUACAGUGGACGAGUGGCUGGACGCAAUCAAGAUGGGACAAUACAAAGACAACUUCGCAAAUGCUGACUUUUCCACUUUUGAAGUCGUUUCUCAAAUGACCAUGGAUGACAUCUUGAGGAUUGGAGUGACGUUAGCAGGCCAUCAGAAGAAGAUCCUGAACAGUGUGCAGAUGAUGCGGGCGCAGAUGAACCAGAUCCAGUCAGUGGAGGUCUGACAUUGGGAGGGAUAGGGGGCAAAGGACAGGAGCACAGGACCAGGGCUGUGGAGGAGGCAGUGGACCUAGAUUCUGUGGCAGUGUCUGUUGAGCCGAUCAGAUGCCCGUUCAUACCCUACCCCUCGCCUCCUCUGGAUUCUCCCUCCACCCUCACACCAGCUCUGGGCACUUGGUCCGACGGCCACCAGCCCUGGAGCCCUCACAUGGGAACUAGACCAGCAACUCCAUUUUGCAAUCUUCCAUCACUUUUCAUUUCAAGUUGAACAUUUUAAUUUUGUGGUUUGUUCAGAUAUUUGUAAAUUUUUUAAAGAAAAAGUGAACUAAAUUUAUAGAAGUUAUAAGGUUGUAUGGUAGUGAACUGCAUAGAAUGCUACCCUUUAAAAGGGCAAAAAAGAAGAGUCAAGGACAAGCUGAGGUUCAAGAGUGUACCCAGUCCUUGUCUGAGAAACAGUUGUCUGGCCUUUGGAGUGGGACAGAGCUGAGCUGCACUCCCAACUGUUUCUGUGAGAAGACCAAGACAUCCAUGAAAUGGACAAGUGUAGGCACAAACUCAUCAUUCAGACAGACUCAGCACUGGGACGUCUCCACAAGUACUUUUCUUAUAGUGUGAAACGUUGUGAUGAAGACCCUGUCACCAUGCUUCCUCUCACUGUAGACAAGAUGACAUUUCACAACCUGCCAAACAGAGCUGCUCCCUAUUUGCACCUGACCAUGACCCUAUACUGUACAUAUCAGCCCGCCUCACUGACACAGUGCUACACAGGAGUACAGAUGGCUUUAUUUUUAACAGUAAAAGAAGUGUUCCCGUGUUGGCUCAGCACGUUGAGUGUUCCUCCAUCAUCUCUCAUACAGCACACAUCAGUGAAGACAUUUUGAAGAGUGAGUGGUUCAUUUGAGUUUGUGCAGUAGAAUCUCUUUGGUACUAUAGUGUGGCUUUGACACAGUGUGGCUGCAUUCAAACAGCUGACCUUCUUCCAAUUUUACAUGGACCUUGCAUUUUUUUUCUUUCAAACACACAGACUCACGUAUCACUCCAGCUUAUGCAAAGUGCUCUCUCACAUACACCCCACUACUUAAUCAAACACUUUGUACAGUAAUGAUUUUGAUUUUGAGAAAACACUCUGGAUCUUCCAUUGAUGCUUGUUAUUUUUUUAGCAGUGAAUAAGUGCUGACAGGUUUUGGACGAUAUGCAUUUGGUUUGUAUGUGUGUUGUUGUCUUUGAGCUGUCCUUCUUCGUUUGUGUUGUCGUGGGUUACCUGGUGUAAAGGUCGCAGGGGUAAAGACUCAGUUAAUAGUGAUGUAGCGUUCCCUGGAGAGAGGAGAAAUCAGACUGACUUUAUGUAGUAAGUAACACAAGCACCAGCCUAAGGUCUGACAGGCAGACACAGGCAGACACAGGCCUCUGGCUAAACAGCGCCCCCCUCAGGCUGUGCCCGUGCUGUGGGACCUGCUUUGCUCCUGACGUACAUGUGAGCCGUGCACCUGUCAGUCCUCUCCGCUCCUGUCACAGUUGUCUGCUCUCAUCUGCCCGUCUGAAACAUCAAGAGCAGCAGGACAUUGGCACUCAUCACACAGGCUUUUGUUGGCUGUGUGCUCCGUGAUGCUGCGUGCCAAUCACUCCAUGUGUGGAACUAAAGGAUUCUCAUUCACUUCACAGUGCCUCCACU
Periophthalmus magnuspinnatus is the source of this 4775-nucleotide messenger RNA. It is a transcript of the gene ephb2b, whose product is annotated as eph receptor B2b. Gene Ontology annotation, cellular component: plasma membrane; neuron projection. Gene Ontology annotation, molecular function: transmembrane-ephrin receptor activity; ATP binding; protein binding. The record is from RefSeq and is a predicted model, not a curated record. The transcript is spliced from 16 exons. Bases 139 to 3108 code for a protein of 989 amino acids. Lineage: Eukaryota; Metazoa; Chordata; Actinopteri; Gobiiformes; Gobiidae. Gene Ontology annotation, biological process: protein phosphorylation; central nervous system projection neuron axonogenesis; axon guidance.